AUGCCGCCGGCGUGCCGCUCGCUGCUGUUCGGCGCCGUAAUACUUGUGGUCCUCUGUCUCAUCCUUGUUGACAUCGCCAAAGUGGAAGAAGAAGCUGCGAACAUUGGAGACUCCAGAAAGCUGUUCUGGCACGGCCUCGUCCCCAAGUCCAGCAGAAAGGCUACAGCGAAGGUGGAUCCCAGACCUCCGGCAAACCCUGGUAAAGACGUAAGCUAUUGCCUUUUCCGAAGCUUGAACGACACCGCUAACCUUUCCUCGCACAACUGGACCUUCAACAAGACGCUCUCCAUCCUCAUCAGGAAGAACAUCCUGAGAUUCCUCGAUCCGGAGAGGGACAUCUCUAUUCUGAAAGGCACGCUGAAACCAGGAGACAUCGUCCACUACGUUUUUGACCGCCGCAGCACCACGAACAUCUCGGAAAACCUUUACCGCCUGCUGCCGAGCGUGUCCCCCAUGAAGAACCAGCACCACAGGCGCUGUGCCAUCGUGGGCAACUCUGGGAUUCUGCUGAACAGCAGCUGCGGGCCGGAGAUCGACUCUCACGACUUCGUCAUCAGGUGUAACCUUGCCCCCGUGGAGGAAUACUCCCAGGAUGUGGGACUGCGCACUAACCUGGUAACCAUGAACCCUUCGGUGGUGCAGCGGGCUUUCCAGGACCUCGCGAAUGAAGAAUGGAGGCAGCGCUUCCUGCAGCGGCUACGCGGCCUUAGCGGCAGUGUGCUGUGGAUUCCAGCCUUUAUGGCUAAAGGGGGAGAGGAGCGUGUGGAAUGGGCCGUUCGGCUAAUUCUCCUCCAUGCUGUGGAUGUGCGUGUGGCCUUUCCUUCACUGCGCCUUCUCCACGCCGUCCGAGGGUACUGGCUGACCAACAACGUCAAGAUUAAACGGCCCACCACCGGGCUGCUGAUGUACACCAUGGCCACCCGCUUCUGCGAAGAAAUCCACUUGUACGGCUUCUGGCCCUUUCCGCUCGACCCGCAGGGGAAAGCGGUUAAAUACCACUACUAUGACGCACUAACGUACGACUACGCCUCUCAUUCGAGCCCGCACACCAUGCCGCUGGAGUUCAGGACCCUGAGCACGUUGCACGGACAGGGGGCGCUCAGACUCCACACUGAAGCGUGUCGUGCAGAGAAGCCGCCGUAGAACGCUGCGAGGGAG
Messenger RNA from Lampris incognitus (smalleye Pacific opah), 1158 nucleotides. It is a transcript of the gene st8sia2, whose product is annotated as ST8 alpha-N-acetyl-neuraminide alpha-2,8-sialyltransferase 2. Gene Ontology annotation, molecular function: alpha-N-acetylneuraminate alpha-2,8-sialyltransferase activity. The transcript is spliced from 6 exons. The record is from RefSeq and is a predicted model, not a curated record. Bases 1 to 1143 code for a protein of 380 amino acids. Gene Ontology annotation, biological process: oligosaccharide metabolic process; N-glycan processing. NCBI's taxonomy places the organism in Eukaryota, Metazoa, Chordata, Actinopteri, Lampriformes, Lampridae.